Desarmillaria tabescens is the source of this 1323-nucleotide messenger RNA. Its product is annotated as major facilitator superfamily domain-containing protein. The record is from RefSeq and is a predicted model, not a curated record. The transcript is spliced from 12 exons. Bases 1 to 1323 code for a protein of 440 amino acids. NCBI's taxonomy places the organism in Eukaryota, Fungi, Basidiomycota, Agaricomycetes, Agaricales, Physalacriaceae. Gene Ontology annotation, biological process: transmembrane transport. Gene Ontology annotation, cellular component: membrane. Gene Ontology annotation, molecular function: transmembrane transporter activity.
AUGGCCCAUCACAUAUCCCACACUCAGACUCGGUCGACUGACGAUGUUUCCGAAAAGACUGUCACCGAAACUCCUGUAGGGGAAGCCAAAACAAAAAAGAACGACAGAUUAUCCCCAGGCAUUGAGGAAGCUUUUCCUGAUGGCGGGUUGAGAGCUUGGUUGGUUAUCUCAGGGACCAUGUGCAGCACGUUCUCAACAUUUGGAUUCAUAAAUACAUGGGGGGUUUUUCAAGCAUAUUACGAAGAAACCUUGUUGAAUGACUCUGAUCCUUCUACCAUUGCAUGGAUUGGCUCCGUUCAGUACGCGCUCGUGUUCAUGCCGGGUCUCAUUACAGGUCGAAUGUUCGAUAUCGGACACUUCAAGGUGCCGUUCAUGCUAGCGAGCAUCCUGCUUGUCGUAGCAACGUUUCUCCUAGCCGAGUGCUCGCAGUACUGGCAUUUCCUGCUCUGCCAGGGCUUCGCUGUCGGGAUGGCUUGUGGGACAUUAUUUGGUCCAAGUAUUGGUAUCGUAGGGCAUUGGUUCCGGCAUCGACGAGGGAUUGCUAUGGGUGUAAUGGCCAGUGGCGCGUCGAUUGGGGGGACCGUGUUCCCGAUAGCUGCUCGCAGGCUCAUCAAAUCCGUAGGAUUCCCGUGGACUAUGCGAAUCAUCGGUUUCAUCCUCGUAGUAGGUUUGGGUAUCGCCAACUUGACAAUGAAACGCAGGCUUCCGCCUGUGAAUUCGCCCGGAGGAAUUCUUAAUCUGAGAGCGUUCAAAAGUGCACCAUAUACGAUUUGGUGUCUGUCAACUUUCUUUGCCUUUCUAGGACUCUAUACAGUUUUGACUUAUAUCAGCAUCAGCGCCGCCUCAUACGGUGUCUCCCCAGACGUCGCAUUUUAUCUCGUUGCUAUCGCUAAUGCCAGCUCGGGUAUCGGACGAAUAGUAUCGGGGAUGUGUAUUGAUCGACUAGGUGCCCUGAACUAUUUCGGGCCCAUGACGAUCAUUGCGGGUGCUGUCACCUAUGCAUGGCCAUUCGCACGGAAUUUAACUUCUAUGAUUGCCGUCGCAGUGAUUUAUGGGUUCUCCAGCGGAGCAUAUAUCUCGUCGUUCCUCAUCCCGAUGAUUAAUCUAGGCGAGAUAAGCGAUGUAGGGCGACGUACAGGUAUGGCGUUCUCGAUAGCGGCAUUUGGAGCCGUUGCGGGUCCGCCGAUUUCUGGGGCUAUCAAUACGACAACGGGGGGCUUUGAAGCCAUGGGGUACUACGCAGGCAGCGCUGUCAUGCUCGCUGUGAUACUGAUGUACGUCGUCCGGUAUCUGGUUAUUGGAACGUUGAGAGGAAGGUUUUGA